CAUCAUCAUCAUCAUCAUCAUCUUUCUGGUCGAGAUCUCUCAUACACGCAAUCUGCAGCUAUUGAUCCCGAUCCGGAGUAAACUUUAUACUGCUCCAGUAUGGCUACUUACACGCCAAAGAACAUCCUUAUCACUGGGGCUGCUGGAUUCAUUGCCUCUCAUGUUGCUAACCGGCUCAUCAGAAGCUACCCUGAUUAUAAGAUUGUUGUGCUUGACAAGCUUGAUUAUUGUUCAAAUCUUAAGAACCUCAAUCCCUCCAGAUCGUCUCCUAACUUCAAGUUUGUUAAGGGGGACAUUGGCAGUGCCGAUCUUGUCAACUACCUUCUGAUCACCGAAUCUAUUGAUACCAUAAUGCACUUUGCUGCACAAACCCAUGUUGACAACUCAUUUGGCAACAGCUUUGAGUUCACAAAGAAUAACAUCUAUGGCACCCAUGUGCUUCUAGAGGCCUGCAAGGUCACUGGACAGAUUAGAAGGUUCAUCCAUGUGAGCACUGAUGAGGUCUAUGGGGAAACAGAGGAGGAUGCUGUUGUGGGUAACCAUGAAGCUUCACAACUUCUUCCUACAAACCCAUAUUCAGCCACAAAAGCUGGGGCAGAAAUGCUUGUGAUGGCUUAUGGUAGGUCAUAUGGAUUGCCUGUGAUUACCACUAGAGGAAACAAUGUUUAUGGCCCAAACCAAUUCCCAGAAAAACUAAUCCCUAAGUUCAUUCUCUUAGCUAUGAGAGGAAAGCCACUACCAAUUCAUGGUGAUGGUUCUAAUGUAAGGAGUUAUCUCUACUGUGAGGAUGUUGCUGAGGCUUUUGAAGUAAUUCUUCACAAGGGGGAAGUUGGUCAUGUUUACAACAUAGGGACCAAGAGGGAGAGAAGAGUUAUUGAUGUUGCUAAAGAUAUGUGCAAACUUUUCAAUAUGGAUCCAGAAGCAAGCAUCAAGUUUGUGGAGAACAGGCCAUUUAAUGAUCAGAGGUACUUCUUGGAUGAUGAGAAAUUGAAGAGCUUGGGUUGGUCUGAAAGGACCAGAUGGGAAGAUGGUCUUAAAAAGACCAUCGAGUGGUAUACCAGCAAUCCUAAUUGGUGGGGCGAUGUCUCUGGAGCACUGCUUCCUCAUCCACGAAUGCUGAUGAUGCCUGGUGGUGUUGAUAGGCUUGUUGAUGGACCUGAAAAUGCUGAAUUUGAUUCAGAUGAUGUGGCAAAUAGCGGUUCUCAGAUUGGCAUUGUGGUUACCACUCCCAAAAGCAGUAGCACCUCUACUAAGAAACCGUCCUUGAAGUUCCUCAUCUAUGGUAGGACAGGUUGGAUCGGGGGUUUACUUGGGAAGCUGUGUGAGAAACAAAAAAUUCCAUAUGAGUAUGGAAGAGGUCGCUUGGAGGAUCGCUCACAGCUUUUGGUUGAUAUUCAGACUGUUAAACCAACUCAUGUUUUCAAUGCUGCCGGUGUCACUGGCAGACCCAAUGUUGAUUGGUGUGAAUCUCACAAGACAGAAACUAUCCGUACCAAUGUCUCGGGCACCCUGAACCUAGCAGACGUAUGCAGAGAACACGGCCUUUUGAUGAUGAAUUUUGCCACUGGAUGCAUUUUUGAGUACGAUGCUAAACACCCAGAAGGCUCUGGCAUCGGUUUUAAGGAAGAAGACAAGCCCAAUUUCACCGGAUCCUUUUAUUCAAAGACCAAAGCUAUGGUAGAGGAGCUGUUGAAAGAAUACGACAACGUUUGCACCCUGAGAGUCCGAAUGCCAAUAUCAUCAGACCUGAACAACCCGCGCAACUUCAUCACCAAAAUAGCUCGUUACGACAAAGUCGUCAACAUACCCAACAGCAUGACCAUCUUGGAUGAGCUUCUACCAAUCUCAAUAGAGAUGGCAAAGCGAAAUCUGAGAGGAAUCUGGAACUUCACAAAUCCUGGGGUGGUAAGUCACAAUGAGAUCCUGGAAAUGUACAAAAAGUACAUAAACCCAGAAUUCAAAUGGGUCAACUUCACCCUGGAAGAACAAGCCCGAGUGAUCGUGGCCCCACGGAGCAACAACGAGCUGGACGCAUCGAAGUUGAAGAAAGAAUUCCCGGAGUUGAUGUCGAUCAAGGAAUCGUUGAUCAAGUACGUAUUCGAACCCAACAAAAAACAGUAAUGAAGAUGGAUGAGAUUCGAGAUUCUUUCUUUGUUUGUAAACUGGAAAUCGGGUAGUUUUACUUUGGUGUAAUGGGGUUUGGAUUAUACGUCUGUAAUGUUUAAGUCAUUUGUUCCAUUUGGUAGAGGAUGAUGAUGAUGAGAUAGGAGGAGGCCAUUUGGUAUUUUAUAUUUUCUCCACCAAAACUUAGUCUGUUUACGAAUAUUUUGGGUUUUUAGAUUUGUUGUUGGAUUCUCUAUUAAAGAUUUGUUAUUCUGUGAA
This is a messenger RNA of Cynara cardunculus var. scolymus (artichoke), 2382 nucleotides long. Its product is annotated as trifunctional UDP-glucose 4,6-dehydratase/UDP-4-keto-6-deoxy-D-glucose 3,5-epimerase/UDP-4-keto-L-rhamnose-reductase RHM1. The transcript has 3 exons. NCBI's taxonomy places the organism in Eukaryota, Viridiplantae, Streptophyta, Magnoliopsida, Asterales, Asteraceae. Gene Ontology annotation, biological process: flavonol biosynthetic process; auxin export across the plasma membrane; UDP-rhamnose biosynthetic process. Gene Ontology annotation, molecular function: UDP-glucose 4,6-dehydratase activity; UDP-L-rhamnose synthase activity; dTDP-glucose 4,6-dehydratase activity. Bases 100 to 2121 code for a protein of 673 amino acids. The record is from RefSeq and is a predicted model, not a curated record.